AUGGCAGGUCCGUAUUAUAUCAAUAGUGGUAGUCAAGUAAGUGGCGUUCCAACAUGGGCAUGGCCAAGAUCUACUCAAGUUAAUGUUGAAGUUGUUGGAGGUGGAAAUGGACGUGUAAGAUUUCAAUGUGGAUUAAGUCCUGAUGAAGAUAAUGAUAUUCAUAGCAAAGGUCAAUUCAGUAGAAGUUUUGGUGGUGGAAGAUUAACAAUUACAAAUAUUGGUACUUCAAAUCUUAAGGUUUGGACUGCUUAA
Dictyostelium discoideum AX4 is the source of this 252-nucleotide messenger RNA. RefSeq lists its product as hypothetical. The transcript has 2 exons. NCBI's taxonomy places the organism in Eukaryota, Evosea, Eumycetozoa, Dictyosteliales, Dictyosteliaceae. The coding region runs from base 1 to 252 and encodes 83 amino acids. The record is from RefSeq and is a predicted model, not a curated record.